This is a messenger RNA of Epinephelus moara (kelp grouper), 4293 nucleotides long. RefSeq lists its product as uncharacterized. The transcript is spliced from 3 exons. The coding region runs from base 1432 to 2253 and encodes 273 amino acids. NCBI's taxonomy places the organism in Eukaryota, Metazoa, Chordata, Actinopteri, Perciformes, Serranidae. The record is from RefSeq and is a predicted model, not a curated record.
ACGGCCUUACAUAAGUAUGUACCUACCUCUGUAUUUCCUCCAGCCAAAUGAAAUGAAAUGACAGAUGUUAUGUUCUUAUGAACGCAACAUACACCAUAAAAGGAAACCACAGAAGUUUUGUUUCUUUGUAAAAGACACAGGUGUGCUAUUGGGGUAAAGUAAAAAGCAGAAAAGAAAGUCAUAUUAUGAUCAAAAUCCUCAGGAAACAGAGAGGUCAACAGAUGCUGAUUCCUGUUUUCGUUUUACUGAUAAGCCACACCACAAUUUUCUGAGUGACGUCUCUGUGCUGUGAGAGCAGUUAAACAUGCAGCUUUUUAGUCCAGUAACUGCUGUUUGGAGCCUCUAGUUUUACUCCCCAUGUAAUCUAUGUGCGCAGCCAAAAGCAGAAGUGUGACUUCAUGCUCGGUUAUGUAACCACAGCUCAUCAUUUCCUCCUUGAAACCGUGCCUACUCCUCAGCGUGUUAGAGUAAACGCUGUAACUGUCGCAGUAAAUUUGCCUCAGACGUUGGAGUGAUGCUUAAUUUCACCAGAUGUGAUGUAGUUUUUCUUUCCCUCGCUUUAUUUGAGCUCCUCUGUGGUUAAAAACUUGUAUGAAUCUGAUCUCUCUCGCAGCUGAGGUCUGAAUCAGUUGUCUGGGGAAAGUGAUGGAAACUUUCAGGCUAUAUUUAUGGCCGGGAUUUUUCCGAGAUGAAAGCACCUUGUCUGCAUAUACGACUCGCUUCACUUAUGUUCAGACUCCCUCUGCUUGCAGCAGGGAUGCCCAACAAUAGAAGCACAUGAAACACGAGAGAGCGUGUUUUGUUAUUAAUCAGGCGAGGAAACCCAGACAUAAGUCAACAUCAUGCAACUUCUGGAGUUUGUAACAACAUCCAAGUCAUUUAUGCAACUGAAUUUUAAUCUUUAGCACCUUUUAUAAACCAUUACAAUCCAUCCACAGUUUAACCUAUCAGAUGUUGUUUUCUAAGAAGUUCAGUCUUGUGUAAUACCUGGUUUAUUAACAGGUUAAGUCACAUUCACAUGUAAAACUACAGACAGACGUUGAUUUCCUUGCUGUUGUUGUUAUUUUGUCCACUAAGUCUCGGAUAUCUGACACAGGCCUGCUGCUCAGUAGCACAAAGUGUAGAGUUACCAACCCGUUGCUACAGCAGUGUUGCUGAGCAACAUCCGAUAACACAAAAGACACGCUGAGAUCAGGUUAGACGAGUGACUUGCACCUGCUUUUGUGUCACAAGAGAGCAGCCGUUUGGUAAUUUCAGCACCCCGGACAGCGUCUGGUCACAGUGAACAGCUCCAGUUAGGCAUUUUUGUUUGUUUGUUUGUUUGUUUGCUUGUUUUGAGACAUAUCGGCCUGCUUGAAGAGAUGAAUAUGGAUAGAUGCUGCACAAACGCCAAUGACAAGUUUGUAAUCCUGAAAGGCUCCAUUUAAAGGAAUGUUCAGGAAGAUUAAUAAUGUGUUCCGUCCCAACCAUCAUGGACACAAAGGACGGGAUGGUAAUGGUGGCGGUGGUGGUGGUGGUGGGUUUCGGUCUGAGCAGGACUACCACAACGCCUGCACCGUCAGGCUGGUCCGCAGCACCUCCAUGCUCGUCGUGGGAGAGAAAACUCAAGCUGCCGUGGGCUCAACUUUAAAACGGAGCAAGAGCACAGUGAGCAUCGAGUCGACCUUGUACUAUUAUCAGAGACAAGAGGACAGGAUAUGGCUCUACUCUCAGAAUCAGAACUGCCUAGAGUACCUGGAAGCGCUCGUGGCUUUGAGACGGCAGUACACAAAGAGCGUGAGUGACUUGAAAAGUAACGAUGCCAAGGCCACAGUGUCUUCCAAGAAGAAGCCCGCACCCCCUCCGCCUGCGAAGGAAGAACCGACAUCAAGAGCCAAACCCUCUGCCCCUCCGGUCCCCAAUGUCGAGGACACGUUGCAGUUCUUUGAUGCAGUCAUCGCUGACUGCGACAGCGAACCUCUGCGCAAACCGUACAUGGAUGAUGGACAUGCAGAUGUGGACUUCAUAGUGGCCUCCAGCUCAGCCGAACACGACCUCCACUCCAACUGGGUCCUGCGGGUCCCUCGGGUCGCGGACGACCCCAACCAGAAAGCGGAUCAUGACUGUGCCAAGGAAAGCGCCCCGAAGAAGAAAAACCAGAAUGGGUCCACAAGCAGCAGACUGCGGCUGCAGAGGAACCCAAUCCAUCUUCCCAAAGUGGUGGAGAGUGCAUUCCAGACUCUGCGCUUCAAGCCCAAAUUAAAAAAGCAGUGAAGCCUGAUAGACAUUUAAAACCACCAGCACUGCCAUGAUGCUGACAUGGAGCUCAACCUAGUUUGUAUGGACAGACACCAUGCUCUGAUAAAACUCCAUCCGGACAAUUAAUACUUGCAUAAAAUAUGUAGAAGGUAUUUUAAAGGGAUAGUCCAGAUUUUUGAAGCAGGCUUGUAUGAGGUGCUUAUCCAUAGACAGUAUAUUGCAAAAGUUGGCAUGCCCCUAGUGUGGAGAAGCAGGCUGGAGUCUGACAUGGAAGCUAAGUCAUCUACUGCUGUGGCGGGGUCUGCCACAAAUCAUAUUUUAGCCACCCGAAUAAAUCAAUAUCAGUUUACAUGUUCACUAUAUUGAGAGUUUUUUUCACUGUUUUACCGUCAUUUAAGCGGUCAUUAUCGCUCUCUCAUAACCAGACUCCAUUGAGAAAACUCAAACUAAGUUCCCCAUACAACCCCACUUCAAAAAAUCCGCACUAUCCCUUUAAUAAAGCAAAUGUUAGAAAUCUGUCUCAUUGAUGAUGUCAAGUCAGUGACUUGUCAUAGUUGGAAAACCAUAGGCGUUACUUAUAACAUUAACGAUGGCUCUGUUCUUUUGAAGUGUCCCAGUAAGUCAUGACACCAUGACCAACAUGCACAAUACCAGGACCCUGAAACAGAAGCAGCUGAAUGGAACUCAGCCAUCGUUCAUUCAUUAUUUACUCCUGUGUUUUUCCUUUUACAUGUCAAAAUGUCUCCUGUGAAAAAGGCAUAUCCAGUAUGAUCUGUUUCAAGGAUUUUCUGAACCUCAAUAUGCGAUUCAUACGUCUCAAUAAGAUGCCACUUUAAAUGAAUAUUACUUUGAGGAAUUUUACAGUUUAGUAUGUAAUAAAAAAAUUCCUUCUGAUGCCAGGAGAUUACUCUAAUCCUUCUGUUAAUAGCAUUUCUUUAAAGUGUGCUUUUGAACAGAAUUAAAUAAGAGAAGUAAUAUAUAAUAUAAAACACUGUGAUAGGUAUGGAAUUUAGCUUGAGUAGGGUUUAUGGUUCAGACCUGCGGAGAGAUGGCAUUCAUUCGAGGUAUCGAAGGAAACGGUAAAUUGCAACACUGUCCUUCACAGCAGUGAGACUCACUGAAAGGUAAACAUAUUUCUGAACUGCAUGAAUGCCAGCUUCAUUUAAGAGAGGUCUAGAUUUGUAAGGCGAGUCUCAGGGCUGGGUUGACUGAAAAGUUGAAAAGCAGUGAAGGUUAUCCUGCUUGUUGUUGCUGAAGUUAAAAUGGUCGUAAACAUUAAGGGUCAAUUCAGCCAAUUACAAAAAAGAAACCCUCAUUUCUGAUUUGAUGUUAUCUUGCAGUGCUGAUAUUUCUGGAUUUAUUUGCCCAUCGAAUGAACCCUGGGCUGUCUGCAUGCUUAGAUACCACAGGGGGUAGUUACAAAAAAAGUCUUUGUGCAAUUUGGGUAAGAUGUCAUGGUGGAAGAAGUAUUCGGACUGUUUACUUUAAAAGGACAAAUACUCAAAGUAUAAAGUAAAGGGGUUAUCAGUCAUUAUGCAGAAUGUCUCCUUUCAGAGUUGUACUUAAAUCACUGAAAAAUACAUGUAAUAUUUAAAUGUUGUAGUUGGUCAACAUGGAGCAAAGUUUAGAUGUAGAUCAGGAGUCGGCAACCUUCACCAUUGCAAGAGAUAUCUUUGCCAAAAAUAAAUAAACCUGUCUGGAGCAGCAAAACAUAUUUGAGCCUUAUAACAGCCUAUUAAAUCUUAAUUAGCCCAUCAACAUUACUAAAAGCUCUAAAUGAGCAUUCAUUAAUAUGUUUUACCAACAGGUGUCUGCAGUGGGUUAUUUAGAAGUAUUUGGUACUUUAAUUUUGCAGCGUUAGCAGUGAAAGCUAACGAAUCUGUUCAUGAGGGAUGAAAUUCUUUAUUUUCUUCCGAGACUUUUCUUUUUUUAAAUUUGGAAUCCGUAGCGAGCCACCGCCUUUGAAGUUCGGCAAAACUAUGAGGAAAAAGCAAAAGGUCGUAGAUGAUGAUGACAUGUUUUUGUAGGGCCGCACUCUGAUAGUUGAAGAUUCAA